Plutella xylostella (diamondback moth) is the source of this 1318-nucleotide messenger RNA. Its product is annotated as E3 ubiquitin-protein ligase znrf2. Gene Ontology annotation, molecular function: ubiquitin protein ligase activity. Lineage: Eukaryota; Metazoa; Arthropoda; Insecta; Lepidoptera; Plutellidae. Gene Ontology annotation, cellular component: cytoplasm; membrane; intracellular membrane-bounded organelle. Gene Ontology annotation, biological process: proteasome-mediated ubiquitin-dependent protein catabolic process; protein K48-linked ubiquitination. The record is from RefSeq and is a predicted model, not a curated record.
CCAACUUCAUUCAAAUCCGAUCUGUCAAAAUUUUGCAGGAAAGUACCGAGGCACAUGAGCGCUGUUUACUCACAGAAAUUCCACUGUUUUCGGUUCUGAACCCGUGUUCCUCUCAUCAAGCAAGUGCCCCUGUAGUGUGUGUUAUGAUGCGUGUGGGUGGUCCGAGCGUGCGGCGGCCGUGAUCGCGUCGGGGCUGGUCAUUGCGCAAGCAGCAGGUCGCGAUGGGAGCGAAGGCGAGCACGGCCGGGGGCGGCGCGGGCGAGCGGCCGCGGACGUUCAGCACCAGCUCCAGCUCCGAGGUGGUGGCGGGCGGCGGGUUCAGCCUGCUGCGCGCGCUGCCGGGGCUGCUGCCGGCGCCGGACCGGCAGCGCGCGCGCUCGCUGUCCUCCGUGCCCGACCUGCCGGGGCCGGCCGCCGCGCCCGCCGCCGCCGCCGCCGACUCCAACAGCGAGCCCGACGACGCGGCGCCGCGCGUGCUGGCCGCGCACUCCCUGCCCUCGCACAUCUGGUCCAUCAACGGCAUCAAGUGCCCGGUGUGCAGCAAGUUCGUUCUGCCCGACGACAUCGAGUGCCACCUCGUCAUGUGCCUCACCAGGCCCAGGCUGUCUUAUAACGAGGACGUGCUGAGCGACGCGAAGGGCGAGUGCGUGAUCUGCCUGGAGGAGCUGGUGGCGGGCGACACCAUCGCGCGCCUGCCCUGCCUCUGCAUCUACCACAAGGGGUGUAUAGACCAAUGGUUCGAAGUGAACAGAUCGUGCCCCGAGCACCCUGGCGACUAGUGCGCCCCCAGCCAGCCGGCCCAGCCAAGCCAAGCUCUGGUCCAGCCAAGCCAAGCCGCCAGCCAGCCCGGCCCAGCCUAGUGCCAUGCGCGAGUGAUAGUUUUAUACAAUGAACAGACUUAGCCCACGGGCAGUGUAAAUAAUGUGCUAGUGACAAGUUUACCAUUUAAUGAAUAAUAAACAACUAAAUUACAAAGACAUUUAUUAUAGUUAUAAUAAUGGGGAAAAUUCUCGGUGGAGUAUUAAUAUUAAUGAAUAUAUUAUUGUAAAUUUUACAUCGUUACGGUUUAGUUAAAGUUUGAAUUUUAUUUGUAUUUUUUUCGAUUUUGUUUUUUAAAUAAUAACGUGUAUGUAUUGUAUUAUGUAUGUAUAGGGAGCAUGUAUGUGUGUGAUUGAGACAUAAGUAAGAGAGUUCUGUUAGCGUACUGUGAUCUUAUAGAGCAGUUUACAUAUCUGUUUAUUAAGCUUAUGUAUAAUUAUUAAUAUAUGAUUUGAUCUUUUUCAUCUUGAUAAAUAAAGUUGCUUUGUUUCUAAAUUUU